AACAGUUUCGAUUUCAAGAGAUUCUAGGCAGCUUUCGAUCAUCACCAUGAAAGUAUUCCUUGUUUUCGCCGCCUUUGCUGCUCUUUCCUGCGCAGCUGCUGUGGAGCUAACCGAGGCCCAGAUCACCGAGGUGAGACAAAGGGCCAAGUCCUGUGCCGAACAGGAAAGAAUCACCAAGGAGCAGGCCAUUGCCCUGCGAGCCGGCAACUUUGCGGACACCGAUCCCAAGGUGAAGUGCUUCGCCAAUUGUUUCCUGGAGCAGAGUGGUUUGGUGGCCAAUGGUCAGAUCAAGCCCAAUGAAGUUCUGGCCAAACUGGGUCCCAUCGCCGGCGAAGCCAAGGUCCAUGAGGUACAGGCCAAGUGUGACUCCAUCCAGGGUGCCGACAAAUGCGAUACCAGCUACCAGCUUUACAAGUGCUACUACGAGAACCGCGCUGAGAUCUAAGCCAAUUUGUUUAACAUAAACCUGGUAAUAAAAAAAUAUUAUUUUAUACUAAGCUGCAAAAGAAA
This is a messenger RNA of Drosophila rhopaloa, 510 nucleotides long. It is a transcript of the gene Obp56e, whose product is annotated as general odorant-binding protein 56d. Gene Ontology annotation, molecular function: odorant binding. Gene Ontology annotation, biological process: sensory perception of smell. Lineage: Eukaryota; Metazoa; Arthropoda; Insecta; Diptera; Drosophilidae. The coding region runs from base 47 to 445 and encodes 132 amino acids. The record is from RefSeq and is a predicted model, not a curated record. The transcript is spliced from 2 exons.